This is a messenger RNA of Pieris macdunnoughi, 753 nucleotides long. The record is from the annotation of a GenBank genome assembly. Lineage: Eukaryota; Metazoa; Arthropoda; Insecta; Lepidoptera; Pieridae.
AUGGUUAAUCGUAAAAACAUACUUUACUUAUUUGAUGUUGACGGGACUUUGACGAAACCGAGACAAAUAAUAUCAGAAGAUUUAAAAUUAUUUCUCCUUAAUCAUGUUAAGCCCGAAGUUGCUAUAGGAUUGGUAAGCGGAUCAGACUAUUCAAAAAUAGUCGAACAAAUGGAUGGCGAAGAUAUAACAAAUCAAUUUGAUUAUGUGUUUUGUGAGAAUGGGGUGAUGCAAUAUCAGCAAGGCGAGCUUAAGAACACACAGAGUAUUCUAAAUCAUGCUGGCGAGAGAACAUUACAACGUGUUAUAAAUUUUGCCCUUGGAUAUAUGUCCAAUAUAGAAUUACCAGCAAAACGCGGAAAUUUUGUUGAGUUUCGGUCUAGUAUGAUCAAUAUAUGCCCAGUGGGACGCUCUUGCAACCAGAAUGAAAGAGAUCAAUUUUCACAAUUUGAUAAUCAACAUAACAUUAGAAGUAAGUUUGUUGAGGCUCUACAAAAUGAAUUUAAAGAUACGGAUCUUAAAUUUGCGCUUGGUGGUCAAAUCAGUGUGGAUGUAUUUCCUAAGGGUUGGGAUAAGACUUACUGCUUGAAACAUGUUGCAGAUGGAAAUUUUAAGGAAAUUCAUUUUUUUGGUGAUAAAACAAUGCCAGGAGGUAACGAUUACGAAAUCUAUAGUGACGAACGAACCAUUGGACAUAAAGUUUCUUCACCCCAAGAUACCAAAGAACAAAUAAAAAAACUUCUUAGUAUUUUAUAA